Messenger RNA from Sardina pilchardus (European sardine), 2183 nucleotides. RefSeq names its product polypeptide N-acetylgalactosaminyltransferase 6-like. Gene Ontology annotation, cellular component: Golgi apparatus. The transcript is spliced from 11 exons. Gene Ontology annotation, biological process: protein O-linked glycosylation. Gene Ontology annotation, molecular function: polypeptide N-acetylgalactosaminyltransferase activity. Lineage: Eukaryota; Metazoa; Chordata; Actinopteri; Clupeiformes; Clupeidae. The record is from RefSeq and is a predicted model, not a curated record. The coding region runs from base 170 to 2059 and encodes 629 amino acids.
UAGCUGCAUGAUCAAAUGCACCUGUCGUAGAAGUUCAUUCCGUGGAAUGCAUGUUUGAUGGUGGAAAUGAGUUAUUCCAUCACCCCCGUUUUAAACUGAACGAUCAUAAAUAGCCUACCUCUGCAGAAUCUUCCUAAACUCCUGAUAAGGGCUGAGGCCUUUCUUCAUCAUGUUACGCAUGUUAUCACGUCGCCAUUCACGGCGUCUGAAGCUCCUAGCGCUGAGCGUUGCCCUCUUCCUCAUGCUGCUCCUGGUUACUCUGCAGCAGGGAGGAGAAGGCACUAUGUCCCCAGCGCUCUGGCCUCUUGCUCUCCCCAGAACUCAGGAGUGGGUGAAGGUCUUUGUAAGGUUUGCAGCCAGCAGCAACCUAACUUUUCAAAUCGUAGCCCCUCAGCCUCCAUCUCUCGGGCUGCGGCCCACGACAGUGGACCCCCUUUGCCCGUCAGGAUUUUACAACAGUGUUGAGCUGAGGCCCCACCUGCAGAGGCCUCCAGACAACCCAAAUAGUCCAGGGGCCUAUGGGGGGGCCUUUGUGUCAAAGCACCUCAGCCCAGAGGAGCAGAGAGAGAUGAAGCAGGGCUUGAGUAAGCAUUGCUUCAACCAGUUUGCCAGUGACCGCAUCUCUGUGCACCGAAGUCUGGGCAAUGACACACGGCCCCCUGAAUGUGUUGAUCAUCUCUUCCGCCGCUGCCCACCCCUGCCAUCCACUAGUGUUAUCAUCGUAUUCCAUAAUGAGGCGUGGUCCACUCUCCUUCGCACUGUUUAUAGCGUGCUGCAUACCGCACCUGCUGUCCUGCUCAAGGAAGUCAUCUUAGUGGAUGAUGCUAGCACUCUGGAUAAUUUAAGAGCACCUUUAGAACAUCAUAUCCAGGCCCUCAAGAUGGUGCGUGUGCUUCGGCAGCAGGAGAGAAAAGGACUAGUAGCUGCCAGGCUGCUGGGUGCACGAGAAGCCAGUGGAGAGGUUCUCACGUUUCUGGACUCCCACUGUGAGUGCUUCCAUGGCUGGCUGGAGCCUCUACUGGCACGCAUUGUGCAGGAGCCCACAGCGGUGGUCAGCCCUGACAUAGCCAUCAUAGACCAGAACAGCCUGAAAUUCACCAGGCCAAUGCCCACCCAACGGGUACACAGCCGAGGCAACUUCGACUGGAGCCUGAACUUUGGCUGGGAGAGCAUACCCAGUCAGGAAAGAAUCAAACUGAAAGACGAAACCUACCCAGUGAGGACUCCAGUGUUUGCUGGUGGCCUUUUUUCCAUAUCUAAAGCUUUCUUUGAAUUCAUUGGGACCUAUGAUGACAAAAUGGAGAUUUGGGGAGGAGAGAACAUUGAGAUGUCCUUCAGGGUGUGGCUGUGUGGGGGACAGCUGGAGAUUAUUCCGUGCUCGGUGGUGGGCCACAUCUUUCGCUCCAGCAGUCCCCACUCCUUCCCCAAGGGCACUGAGGUGAUCUCACGCAAUCAGGUGCGCCUGGCCGAGGUCUGGAUGGACGACUACAAACAAAUAUUCUAUCGUAUGAACAAAAAGGCAGCAGCAAUAGCUCAAGAGAAGGAUUAUGGUGACAUAUCAGAGCGGCUCAGACUCAAAGAGAGAUUGAACUGUAAACAUUUCACCUGGUACCUGAACCAUGUCUACCCAGAGGCGUAUGUCCCUGACAUGAACCCAGUCCUCUUCGGAGCGGUCAAAAACAUGGGGUCAGAGACGUGUCUUGAUGUUGGUGAUAAGAAGCUACCAAGGAAGCCUUUGAUGAUGUACAUGUGUCACAACAUGGGUGGCAACCAGUAUUUUGAGUUCACGUCGCAACAGGAACUGCGUCACAGUUCAGGGCGGCAAGUGUGUCUGCACGCUACCUUGGAUCCAGAUCCUGUCAGGAUGGACCCAUGCACCUAUAGGGGCAAUGGGACACAGGUGACACCCCAGCAAGAGUGGCUCAUUACCCUCGUACUCCCAAAGGUGUUCCUUCUGAAAAAUGGCGUGCUGGAGAAAUGCUUAACCCUAGUCGGAGACAAAGUGGUUUUGAAGCGAUGUGACCUUGCACAGUUGUACCAGUACUGGACAUUCAUCUGAUCAUAUCAGUCACUGGAAGAUGAGAAAAUCAAAGCAACUGCAGGCAUACACUUAGACUGUGAUUCUGGAAAAUGUGUAUGUAUGAUGUAUAAUAAACCCUAUUAAAAGUCUAUAAUUUGCUUGA